CUCUGUCACAGGUCUGUGCACACAUGGAGCAAGGCCUUGGGGCUGCUCCCGGCUGGGCCACAAGGUCCAACCAGACCCUGAUGACAGAGUUCGUGCUUCAGGGCUUCUCGGAGCUCCCCCGCCUGCGGCUGCCCCUUUUCGGCUGCUUCUUCUCCCUCUACACCGUGGCGCUCACGGGCAACGCUGUGAUCAUCGCUGUGGUCAGCCACAGCGCCAGCCUCCAAAGCCCCAUGUACUUUUUCCUCUGCAAUCUAGCUGCCAUGGAUAUUGUUUGCACCUCAUCUGUGCUGCCCAAGGCACUGGCGGGCCUGGCCUUCGAGGAAAACACCAUCUCCUUCCCUGGGUGCAUGGCCCAACUGUUCUUCCUCACCUGGUCCGCAUCUUCCGAGCUGCUGCUGCUGACGGCCAUGGCCUAUGACCGCUACGUGGCCAUCUGCCGCCCGCUGCACUACAGCUCGCGGAUGAGCCCGCGGCUGUGCCGGUCGCUGGCCGUGGGCGUGUGGGCCGUCUGUGCCCUCAACGGGUCGCUGCACGCUGGGCUGAUGACGCAGCUGUCCUUCUGUGGCCCCAACGUUAUUGCACAUUUCUUCUGCGAGAUCCCCCCACUCCUGCUGCUCUCCUGCAGCCCCACACUCGUGAACAGCAUCAUGACUGUCUUAGCUGAUGCCUUCUAUGGAGUCGUCAACUUCCUGCUCACCCUGCUGUCCUAUGGCUGCAUUGUCGCCAGCAUCCUGCGCAUGCGCUCGGCUGCAGGGAGGCAGCGGGCCUUCUCAACCUGCUCCUCCCACCUUCUGGUGGUCUCCGUGUACUACUCCGCAGUGUUCUGUGCCUAUAUCAGCCCGGCCUCCAGCUAUAGCCCUGAGAGAAGCAAGGUGUCCGCAGUGCUCUACACGAUGCUGAGCCCCACUCUGAACCCCAUCGUCUACUCUCUGAGGAACACGGAGGUUAAACAUGCCCUGGGGAGACUUGUGCAAGCUCUUCUCUGCCAUGGGGCCCGUGGGCUGCCUCCCUGAGACCAGCUUGGAGGAGAAAGAGCUGGCUGUCAUCCUCUCAGUACCCUUACCCUUGAGUUGGGGCCCUUUGCACCCAACAAGUCCUCAGCUGCAGAACUGUAGACCCAGGUCCUGGGAGGUGGCCUUCUUGUAUCCAGGGAAACGUCUCUCCACCCCUGGGUGGCUUCCAGGAACCUGACCCUAAACCUUCCUCAAGGUUCUUCUCAACUCAGCUUUUCCUUGGUUGUCCCAAC
This is a messenger RNA of Bubalus bubalis (water buffalo), 1246 nucleotides long. RefSeq names its product olfactory receptor 13A1-like. Gene Ontology annotation, molecular function: olfactory receptor activity; G protein-coupled receptor activity. Lineage: Eukaryota; Metazoa; Chordata; Mammalia; Artiodactyla; Bovidae. Bases 24 to 1013 code for a protein of 329 amino acids. The transcript has a single exon. The record is from RefSeq and is a predicted model, not a curated record. Gene Ontology annotation, biological process: G protein-coupled receptor signaling pathway. Gene Ontology annotation, cellular component: membrane.